Messenger RNA from Gastrolobium bilobum, 3971 nucleotides. RefSeq names its product RNA polymerase II C-terminal domain phosphatase-like 1. The transcript has 17 exons. Gene Ontology annotation, molecular function: RNA polymerase II CTD heptapeptide repeat phosphatase activity. Bases 450 to 3314 code for a protein of 954 amino acids. Lineage: Eukaryota; Viridiplantae; Streptophyta; Magnoliopsida; Fabales; Fabaceae. The record is from RefSeq and is a predicted model, not a curated record.
UGGAUCUAGGGUUUCGGUUUCUCCUCUGACGACUUGAUCUUUAAAUUUCAUCAUCUUCAAACCCAUCAUCAAACCCUAGCUAGCUACCAGCGCCACCAAAACCACUGUAAUUUCCGGCAACGGAAUCUGAGAUUCACGAUCAAACGCAUCGAGAAAGUGUUAGGGUUCUUGGAAUAUACAUAGUACUGUUUUUUUUUUCCCAAUCGCCGUCGCCAUCAUCACCUUCAAUCACUGAUCUAAAACUUCCCCUUGAAACAAAAGUGCCUAAUAUUUUUUAUUUUAUUUUAUAUACAUAUAUUUCGUUGCUGGUAAUGCAAAAAUCAGAUGAAUCUUAAAGCAUUCUUGACGGCGGUGAUGAAUACUACUACUUUUUCCCUUACUUAUAAGGAAUCUUGAUGAAAUUGCAAAGACUUUUGUGUUUGUGAUUUGAUUUGAAGGGAACAAAAAAAAUGUAUAAAUCGGUGGUGUAUCAAGGGGAUGUGGUGUUGGGGGAGGUAGAGAUAUACCCAGAAGAGAACAACAACAAGAACAUCGAUGUGAAGGAAAUCAGAAUAAGCCACUUCUCUCAACCGAGUGAGAGGUGUCCUCCACUUGCUGUGCUUCACACCGUUACUUCAUGUGGUGUUUGCUUCAAAAUGGAGUCAAAGACACAACAGCAGGACGCGCUCUUUCACUUGCACUCCUUGUGUAUCAGAGAGAACAAGACUGCUGUAAUGCCACUAACUGGGGAAGAAAUACAUUUGGUUGCAAUGCAUUCGCGGAAUAAUGAUAGACCAUGUUUCUGGGGAUUUAUUGUUGCCUUGGGACUUUACAAUUCAUGCCUUGUGAUGUUAAAUCUUAGAUGUUUGGGUAUAGUUUUUGAUCUGGAUGAAACACUUAUAGUAGCAAACACAAUGCGCUCGUUUGAGGAUAGAAUUGAUGCACUCCAGAGAAAAAUAAACUCUGAGAUAGAUCCUCAACGAAUUUCUGGUAUGCAGGCAGAGAUCAAGCGCUACCUAGAUGACAAGAGUAUAUUGAAGCAAUAUGCUGAAAAUGAUCAGGUUGUUGAUAAUGGGAAAGUGAUAAAAGUUCAAUCUGAGAUUGUUCCAGCAUUAUCUGACAGUCAUCAGCCUAUACUUCGACCACUGAUACGGUUACAAGAAAAGAACAUUAUUCUGACACGCAUCAAUCCACAGAUUCGUGAUACAAGUGUACUUGUGAGGUUGAGACCUGCAUGGGAAGAUCUUCGGAGCUACCUGACUGCAAGAGGGCGCAAGCGUUUUGAGGUUUAUGUUUGCACAAUGGCUGAAAGGGACUAUGCACUAGAAAUGUGGAGACUUCUUGAUCCAGAUUCAAAUCUGAUAAAUUCUAAAGAACUUCUAGGUCGCAUUGUAUGUGUUAAGUCUGGUUUGAAGAAGUCACUGUUCAAUGUCUUCCAAGAUGGUUUAUGCCAUCCAAAGAUGGCGUUGGUAAUUGAUGAUCGCUUGAAAGUGUGGGAUGAGAAAGAUCAACCUCGAGUACAUGUUGUCCCUGCAUUCGCUCCAUACUAUGCUCCUCAAGCUGAAGCAAGCAAUUCUGUCCCUGUCUUGUGUGUUGCAAGAAAUGUUGCUUGCAAUGUUAGGGGUGGUUUCUUUAAAGAAUUUGAUGAUGGUCUUCUUCAAAAGAUUCCUGAAGUUGCCUAUGAAGAUGAUAUCAGAGAUAUACCUUCUCCUCCUGAUGUGAGCAAUUAUUUAGUUUCAGAGGAUGAUGGAUCUUCUUGCAAUGGAAACAGAGAUCCUUUUUUAUCUGAUGGCAUGGCAGAUGCUGAAGUAGAAAGAAGAUUAAAGGAUGCAAUAUCAGCAGCUUUAACUAUUCCUGCCACAACUGUUAAUCUAGAUCCCAGGCUCACUUCUUCUCUUCAAUACACAAUGGUGUCUUCUGGUUCAGUUCUGCCUUCAACGGCACAAGCAUCUAUGAUGCAAUUUCCUCAUGUACAGUUCCCUCAAACUACUACUCUAGUUAAGCCAAUGGGUCAAGUUGCCUCUUCAGAAUCAAGCUUGCAUAGUUCUCCUGCUAGAGAAGAAGGUGAAGUACCUGAAUCAGAAUUAGACCCAGAUACAAGGCGCAGGCUUCUCAUAUUGCAACAUGGACAAGAUACUAGGGAUCAUGCAUCUAGUGAACCUCCAAUUCCCAUUAGACCUCCCAUUCAAGUUUCUGCUCCUCGUGUGCCAUCACGUGGGGGAUGGUUUCCUGUAGAAGAGGAGAUUGAUUCACAGCCACUAAAUCGGGUAGUACCUAAAGAAUUUCCUGUAGAUUCUGAUCCGAUGCGUAUUGAGAAGCAGCGGCCUCAUCAUUUGUCAUUUUUCUCUAAGGUUGACAGUUCUAUUUCAUCCGAUAGAAUACCCCACGAGGGCUUCCAAAGAUUGCCAAAGGAGAUGUAUCGUAGAGAUGAUCGCCCAAGAUUAAGUCAUACGCUUUCUAAUUAUCAUUCUUUAUCUGGUGAUGACAUCCCCUUCAGUAGGUCAUCUUCUGGCCACAAGGAUCUUGACACUGAAUCUGGUCAUUCGGUAUUUCAUGAUGAUACUCCGGCUGCAGUAUUACAGGAAAUUGCAAUGAAGUGUGGAACUAAGGUGGAAUUUAUGUCAUCUUUGGUCACUAGCACAGAACUGCAAUUCUCCAUCGAGGCAUGGUUUUCUGGAAAAAAAGUUGGUCAAGGAUUUGGCAGAACUAGAAAGGAAGCUCAACACAAGGCUGCUGAGGAUUCUAUCAAACAUUUGGCUGAUAUAUAUUUAUGUCGUGCUAAGGAUGAGUCUGGUUCCACAUAUGGCGAUGUGAGUGGUUUUCCUAAUGCAAAUGACAAUGGUUAUGUGGGUAAUGUUAAUUCUCUUGGUAAUCAGCCAUUUCCUAAAGAAGAGUCAGUCUCAUUUUCAACUGCAUCAGAUCCAUCAAGGGUUUUAGAUCCUAGAUUGGAAGUCUCUAAGAGGUCAAUGGGUUCAGUCUCUGCCCUCAAAGAAUUGUGUAUGAUGGAGGGUCUUGGUGUCAGUUUUCUAUCUCCGCCUGCUCCAGUGUCAACAAAUUCAGUUCAGAAAGAUGAAGUACAUGCUCAGGUUGAAAUAGAUGGCCAGGUAUUUGGUAAAGGGAUCGGAUUAACUUGGGAUGAGGCUAAAAUGCAGGCUGCUGAGAAGGCACUUGGAAGUCUAAGAACAAUGCUUGGUCAAAGCAUUCAGAAACGGCAGAGUUCUCCCAGGUCAUUUCAGGGAUUGUCGAACAAACGUUUGAAGCAAGAAUAUCCGCGAACUCUGCAGCGGAUUCCCUCUUCGGCUAGAUAUCCCAGGAAUGCUCCACCAAUUCCUUGAAAAGUGUAAAUGGGCUUUUGAAUCUCACUUACUGGUAUGACUCUUGAUGGUGCAUGUAUAUGUUACUGAUUCAUCAAUAUGGUGAGUGGUUGUUGGGUUGUGGACCAUUUCCACUUAAGUGGGUAGGUACUUGGCCUCAGUCUUUUUGUUACUGAGCCAAAGCCAAAUAGAGCACCCACUUGUGCCAAUGUAAGAUCCUCACCGAACUGGGGUCAUAUACUGGUCAAAGAGUGUGUUGAACAAUAUUCACAUCUUGGUCCUCCCAGGCAAUGCAGUAUUGGUUGUGUAUCCUGGAAAUGCUAUGCUUUUAGGCCGGUUCACAAGACAAGAUGAUGAUUGAUGAGGCAAGUCCCAUGAUUACUUGCAUUUCUGUGGUUUGUAUACUUGGUGCAGCAUUCACAGAGGAACCAAUUGGAAUUGAGAAUUGAUUCAACGUUUUUCUAACUGAAGUAAUGGUACAACCAUUCAGUACAGGUCUUUUUGAUGCAUGGAAGUCGGUUUUCAUUUAACCUAAUCGGCUAAUAGUUUUUCAUUCCACUAAUUCUAUCACCACACACUCCUCUGAAGAUUAUUGACGGAGUCUUUGAGGUUGGUGAAUUUGCAUAGUGUUGUAACUCACACUGAUGAUGUAUAAUACAGUUUCUCAAUUGUGAUGAU